UAAAUUUAACACGGCGACUGCUAAAUUUGUAGUUUUAAAUCAUGAUAAACAUAUAAGUUUACCUCUAUUAUUGGUGCAAAUAAAAUGUUUUAAUUAUUUUGUCGCAAAUGAAAUAUGGUUUGUGGCGCAAAUGAAAGAUUAUUUUGGCGCAAAAUCAAAGCACCGUUCAAAAUAAGAUAAGGUGCACACAUUCCAGACAUUCUACGAUAAAACAUAUUUAUAAAUAAAUAAGUUAGAAUGCAAUAGAGGGAUCCUCUCCUCGAGUCACACGAAAAACAAUUAAAAAAAAUAAAAUAAUGUCCUGAUCAACGUUAGUGAAAACAUUCAAGGUGUAUAUAUAUAUGUAUUUGCUAAAACAAAAGUGGUUAAUGAUGAUAAGAACUUUGCACGCACACAAAACUGGACUCAAAUGACAUAUAAGUUAACAUAACUUUUACUUUUAAUAAUAUCGAAAGAAACAUAUCCGUGUUUCAUGAUGACGUAGUACAUUCUACAUAUUGUAUACUUUUCUACUUAAGUAGAACACUAUAGAAUAACACUAGCCUGUAGAUUAUUGUUUAUUCAUUCUGUUUUUAUGUUUUCAAACUUUCAUAAAAUCACUAUCGUAUGCACUUAUGAACAAAAAUUCAUCAAAGAUACCAGGCUCUAAUUGUUUUUUUUUUUAAAAAUUAUGCCUAACUUGAAAAACGACCCAAAUGAGACAGCGUUCCAAUAUGAGAAAAUGGUCCAUUAAUAAACAUUAGACGUCUGUCUAUAUGAUUUGUUCAGUUCAUAAGUGUACUACAUAAACGAAAGAAAUGGAACAGAAAGACUGAAUUGUGUUUAUACAUGACACAAAAAUCCUAUACACAUUUGAGAAAACCGAAACCAUUUAUCAGUUAGAGCAAAUACUGAUCGACCCAGAAGUCAGAGAAAUGUGUCUUAGUAGGGUGACAUGUCUUCUUGAAGACUGUUUAUGUCUGAACUUGCACAUUAAAAACCAUCCUCAACGUUUCAGUGAAGUGCACAGCAAGAUUUAUAUUAAUAUUAUAUGCACGCAAUAUUUGCCACUGAACGUAAACGACAAUCCAACUUCAGCAUCACCUUUUAACAGAAUGUCUACAAAACAAUAGAAAAUACCUCCUUAUAAGGAAAUAGACACUGCCUUUCAACACUAAAUUAACCUGAACAGCAAUAAUCAAACAAAAAUGGGAAAACAAUCAAAUCAGAGCUUAUCAAAAAAAUCGUUAAACGCCUUUAGUUUGCGUUUCUGUGCACUGAGGCGACUUAAAUGUUUUCAUGUGUUAUCAAGUAUUUUCUUUACAAUAGAGGUAGAUAACCGUUGAUAAAAUGAUAAUCCAAAAUGUCUUACAUUUAAUAAAAAAAUAUGUAAUACAUCAUUCAAUUUAUAAAUAUUUUUUUUAAAGUAAAAUGGAAAAAAAAACAAAAAAAAAAAAAAACCAAACACAAUGACUACACCACAUAUUAUGAGAGAUACUAUACGGUGGUUGGCUAACAAUAAAAAAUUGAAGACGCUACUCUUCUUCCCCCAAGAUUGCGUCACUUGCUUAGUCACCUCUAGCUAAGUGGAAUUGAAAAAAAGACACAGAAAUACGUACAGUAAAACUCAGUUUAUAAGAAGUCCAAGUCCGAUGUUAGAACUGGUAACAGAAGAAACUAAGUAAAAUGACAAUGAUCAUCAUAAAUUAACAAACGACGACUAGUAGUCCGACCCUCAAUAAAACUGAUUGAAAGAUUAUGUUUUUAUCAUAUUAACAUGUUACCUACUAUUAACAAAAAACUUAAUGCAAAAAAUCAUAACACUAUGUUUCCGCGAAGGGCCAAAAAUAUGUACACCACAACACAUUCACAAAUUAAGCGAAAUGCGGUGUACUACUGAACAUAUUUUGAACAAGAUAUCUUUCAAAAAUUAUGUAGUUAAGAAAAACAGAAACCUAUUUUUAUUCUAUUUGGUAUCAUUUUUCUGAGUUGUCUAAAUGUACUUUUACUUUCGUUUCUCAGUAUGUCAAAAUAGUUAGUCAGAAUUAAAAUAUACGUAAUAUAUACGUAAAAAUCAUUAUUACCUGAUUCGCAGUUAACUAGGAAGGAUAUUCUUGUGCAAGAAUUCAGGUUAAUAUAACUCAUUUAAAUUGUUUAGUUUCAUUAAAUAGUAUAGCAGCGCGGACCUGACAGGAAGCAUUUGUGUUAUUUAAAGGCAUAAAAGAUGACAUGGUACCAUAAGAUGUAGAUUUGAAAAUGUUAAUAGACAUCGAUCAGAAUAACGUUGAAAGACUGUAAAACGUAAUACCUAAUCAGUGUUGGACUACUAAUGGUUGAGGAAAACGAAAAAUAUGUUUCAUCAAAAGUUUAGUGACAUUUCUAGUCUAGUUUUAAACAGGGAAUCGUUCUUUAAGACCACACUUUUCCUUUGUUAGAAGUUUAACAGAGGUCCGAAGUAAGGUUUAAUCUUAAUCUUAUAAUCAAGGAUUUAACGAGGGUUACAUUUUACCACAGGAUGAACAACAGUAAAAAACCUACGGUUAUAUGUUAACCAAGGGUAAUGGUAUCUAAUCUCUGUUGUCAUUUAACCAAGAAAUGAACAACCGGAUCCAGGUGUCAAAAUGAUGUAGAAAAAACAGAACUAUAACAUUACAAUCAUAUAGGUUAAGCUAAAGAAGACUAAACAUAGCCAUGAUAGCGUAAAGACCCGAUACAGAAUUAGUGUUCUGCAACUAUUUAACAAUUAAAACAUCAUGUUAAAUUUAAAACAGUGAUUUUCUAUAAAGAGCCAAAAUCUGACAUAUCAAAAUAUCUAUACAUUAAAAAAUUCUAAUUAACGGAAAGUAUUGAAAAUGUGGCAAUACAAUAUUUUUCUAUUUUUAUUUUAAACACAUUACAAAUUACAUUUACUUAAAUCUAAAAAAAAAAUGCACUUUUGCUUUCGUAUACAUUUAUAAACGAUAUCAAGAUUUCCUGAUAGAUUGUUAAUAUAAUUCAAAUUUCAAUAUUGUUAACUUUAAAAUAUGAAAAUAAGGGAGAAGGAUUCAGAUAGGUUUUGGGUGUUUCCGAACCCCUCGUUGUCUAUUGUAAAAUUGAAAUUUGCGCACUUUCCAAAAAAAGUUGUUUAAACUAAUAAUACUGUUCCUUGCAGUAUGACAUGUCAGAAACAAGAACUCGUAAAAGUAACAUUCUGCUCAAGACAAUAUCGUUGAUCGUUAGUAAAAUGACCCUUUACCAUUGUGUUAAAAUACGAAAUCUUUCAAUGUGUGCUCUGAGCCAGUAUGCAAUCCUUUAUAAAUUAUGUAGCGUGACCACAUUUUCUGAAAAGAUCUGCUACGAUACUGUUACACCUGUCCUUACCUUUGGUUUUAAAUAGCUUUUUAUGGAAUGUUUUUGUUUAUAAAAGUACAUUCAAUUUGUGUAUUGAUUUAACACAUUGUCUGAAAUUUUCUGCUAUAUCAUAUCAUUUACGGAAUCCUCAUUCAGAAAAUUAAAUUCACCGUUGACCCAAUUGUGUAUUUUCUGAAAUUUAAUUCAAUAGAAAGUGAAACUACAACUUGAUAAAUUUCCUGGGAGAUUUAAUCGGGGUUUUAAACUUGUCAAAUUUCCAAGUUUAUUUUUAGAAAUUUAACAGUACGGUUAGCAAUUUGGGGUAUAUAAGAAAACAUUUUAUUUAAACAUUUAAUAUGCAGUGUGGUUUGAUAUGGAUUACAUAACAAAGACCAGCUCUAAGAAUAAAGAAGAUAACAUGGGAAACUAUAUGAGUAUACACAUGUACGAGCCAGUUGUUGAAAGUGAUAUUCCAUCCCUCGGCCACACGUUGGUUUGUGAAACACCAGGAAGUGAUAUGCAACCAUCCAUGGAGAAUACUACUGACAAUAUCUUAGAACAGUUGCCAAAAGUUAGUGGAAACACUUCUAAGAAAAGCGAUUGGAACUCUGGAUGCAAAGAGAGGAAUGAUGUCUCCGCUAGCCUCAUGCAGAUGAAGUGCUUGGAUGAACAAAAUAUGCCGUACCUAGAAAAAGAUGUAGGAGUACAUCAGGGAGAGAUCAAAUUUGAUCCAAUCGCAAUCAAAGUUUGUUUUCUCAACGAAAUACUUUCUUAUCCCGAACACAGAGUCGGAUGCCAGAAAGGAUUACUUCUACAGAACCACCAAGCUGUUGACAACUAUAGAAAAAACAUUCAAGAUAAGCAACAGCAAUCCAAUAUUUCGGAAAAAGAAGCGAUAAGAAAGCGAGUAGAGCAGAGUAGAGUGCGAAAGAUAAUUGACUUAGAUGAUGACAUGGAUGAUCCAUUGAAGACAUCGUGUAAUACUGAAAGAAAUUUUCAAGCUUCAAGCGGCACACACCACAAUAAUGAGUUGGAAAGAUUAGAUAAGAUGCCAUGUGGCGUUGCCUACAGAAUGAAAUAUUAAAUAUUAAU
Messenger RNA from Mytilus californianus (California mussel), 4401 nucleotides. RefSeq lists its product as uncharacterized. The coding region runs from base 3683 to 4393 and encodes 236 amino acids. The transcript is spliced from 7 exons. The record is from RefSeq and is a predicted model, not a curated record. Lineage: Eukaryota; Metazoa; Mollusca; Bivalvia; Mytilida; Mytilidae.